Messenger RNA from Dermacentor andersoni, 4428 nucleotides. Its product is annotated as DNA (cytosine-5)-methyltransferase PliMCI-like. Gene Ontology annotation, biological process: negative regulation of gene expression via chromosomal CpG island methylation; DNA methylation-dependent constitutive heterochromatin formation. The record is from RefSeq and is a predicted model, not a curated record. Gene Ontology annotation, cellular component: nucleus. Gene Ontology annotation, molecular function: DNA (cytosine-5-)-methyltransferase activity; DNA binding; chromatin binding. Lineage: Eukaryota; Metazoa; Arthropoda; Arachnida; Ixodida; Ixodidae.
GUCGUGCCGUACAGCCAGCCUAGAGAAAGCAGCCAACCCAAACAUUGGCCAACCCAGCCAGCCAGCCAGCCGCCAGCCGGCGAAGCAGCGGCACGGCAGACGCGGCGACGCAGCAUCGAACAAUCAGCAGCCGUCUGUCCAUGGCACUAUCUGGGCAGCUAUAACCGGGAUAGUGUCAUUGCAUCUCACUUUAACAUGGAUAAAACGCCCUAUGUUCCCUUGGAGCGAAUCAAAGUUGAUUCACAGCGGGUGUUAGAGCAUGGACUUCAGCGGAUUCCCAUUGCCAAAAGGAGGCCAAUAGUCCUUGUCGAAAAGCUGCCUGUUGCUGUUACACAUGGACUGCGACAGAGUGGGGAUAGCCCAAGUGGGCAGCCAGGAAGAAAAGUCCUUAAAAGAAAGGUGUCACCAGGUCCUUCAAGGCGACCCUGCCCUGACACACCGAGCAAACGUGUCUGUUUCAGCGAUCAAGGCUCUCGGAAAAACCCACACAUGAGGUUGUGGACAGGGCCUAAGAGCAAUGGAAGACAGAAAUCGGCUAAGGAAAACGGCACUAGCCAGUACUACUCGUGCAAGUCUUUAUGGGAUGCCCAAGCUGAGUCAUCAGUCCAGUCGGCAAUCUCGUCGGUUAAAAGUGCCAACCUGUCUGUGCUCCUCGGUGUCCGGAGCAGAGGCAUUCCGAUCGUUGAACUUGAGCGUCUCCAGAAUGUGACAACGUACAAACAUUGUGACAUGCCCUCUCAAGACACUGUGACCGCUGAUUGCCAACCGCCUGGCAAUGAGGAACCAAGCUCUGAAGACUCCGAACCUGAGUCUGAUCUUCCCAAGUUUUCAAAACCAAGCCGCAGAAAGAAGACCAGCCAAAGCCCCCGCAAGAUGGCUGCUGUCGGGUACCAGGAGACAGAAUCCUCAGACGACAACUGCAUGGCGCGCUGCAAGUACUGUGGCCAGCACUUGGACAAAGUCUCAGUGGCAACAUUUUCAAGACAUUCAGUCACAGAGGAACAGUUAUUACGAAGACCGGAGUUUUUGUCUGGAACUGAAGAGAAGCCAGCAUGUAAGGUGUCCAAUGUUCAGGUUUAUGACCAGAGUGAGCACCUUGUUGCCCUUGACCUACCCAAGAGGCUCGACUCUGUGAAUCUUUUCUUGUCAGCACAAGUUUCACCAGUGUGGGAGGAAGAAAGGGAAGGCAUUGAAUGCAAGGGUAUUGGGCCAAUAAGAUGUUGGUGGCUAACUGGGUACGGCAGUGGUGAGAAACCUGUGAUUGGCAUCAGCACCGAUUCUGCCGACUACUACAUCUCCAAUGAGCACAAGGUCUAUGCUGAUUUUGUGAAGCCGCUGCGUCGCAAGAUGUAUCUAACAAAGUUGGUGGUUGACGCUGUCAAUGGGGACCCCGACUGUAGCUAUGAAAAUCUUGUGAAAGUUAUUCAGGAUGCAAGUGUGCCGGACCUGGGAAAUGAGGAAUGCUUCUCGGAAGAGGAGCUGCUAAAACACGGAGAAUUCGUCGCCAAACAUGCUUGCAGCUACGAUGAGGCUCGAGAUUCAGAAUAUGAACCCACCGCACUCAGGGCCCCAUGUCUUCAGCGGCUCAUCGACUUGUGCCGCAUCAGGAGACUCAAUGUCAGUAAGGACACCCCUCUGAGGCGUUUCUCUCGGCCCACUGACACCCUGGCCACUUGCACGCCACUAGUACAAGACGUGUUCCGUGAGGCAUUUACAUCCCAGAUGUCCGAUGUCGGAGAAAGCAGUUUUGACGAGACCAGAAGACAAGGUCGACGCAUCUGCCCUUCAUGCAGGGGUUGGCUGCAGACAGGCACUUCAGCCUGGAAGAAGACAUUAGCUUGGUGCGGCAACCCUGAAGAUACAGGAACAGUUCUUGUUUACUCUGCAGUCAUGAUUGGAGAUGAAAAGGUCACUUAUGGCAGUUUUGUCACUGCCUCUCGGCACGGCCAUUGCUGUCCCAGGGUUGGCUGCAUCAUGCGUCUUUUUGAAAGCCAGACUAGAAAGAAGAUGGCACACAUACAGUGGUUCAUGUGCUCUUCUGAGACAAUUCUGGGUCAAGUUGCAGAUCCAUCAGAAAUCUACUUCGUGUGUGAGUGUGAGGACAUCGCUGUGAGAGACAUUAUUUCAGUGUGCAAUGUCAAGCGCAAAUUCUUCUACAGGGAGUGGUAUGAAGAAGGUGGCAAGCCUUAUACUUCCAGCAUGUCAGCCUCUUGCCCCAAGGAUGGCUUCACCUACUCAAAGAUGUACUUCCCAGCACUGGGCCGUUUCGAAGAUGUUCCAGAGAUGAUAAGGUCAGAGAAUUCGUUGGAGUAUGACUGCUACAGCUGCAUUAAGAAGGAAAAAAGGAAAAAGGCUGAAAGCUGUCGAUUUGGAGAGGUGCUGUUUGGAGAGAAGAAUGGCAAAGUUCACUACAGUUCAGUGAAGUGGCAGAAGGAGACCUAUUCUGUCGGCAACUGCAUCUUUUUGAAGCCAGGAGUUCUUGACCGUCAUCCCAGCAAUACAAAGGCAUCAUCGAAAUUCAUGGAUUUGUCAAAUGUGAAGAGAUGUGAGCCGUUUCAAGUGGCAUGCAUCCUGUCCAUUUCGGCUACGAAGACCAGAAAUGGGCAAAAUGUGGCCACCUUCAGAAUUAGAAAAUUUUGCAGACCCGAGGACACACACCUUGACAAGGAUACUUGUCGGAAGGAGGGCUUGAACGUACUGUACUACACCAAACAAGAAGCAGACGUAUACUUGCAUGAUGUCUGUGGCAAGGCCCAGGUUGUCUUUUCAAAAUACCAGCAGCAUGACUGCCCAGGAAUUUGGUCUGUCGGUGAUGUCUUCGUUUUUUCAAAGAUGUAUGACAGCAGCACUAGGAAGUUCUUUGAUGUCCCACCCCAAGAUCAGCUCCUCGGACGAGAGAAGAUUAGUGAAACGAUGCCAAGACCCAGGCUGAGGACCCUUGAAGCCUUCUCUGGCUGUGGUGGUUUUUCCUGUGGCCUGAAGGCAGUGGGUGCCAUCAAAUCAUGCUGGGCUGUGGAGAACAGUGAGGUGGCAUCAAGGGCUUUCCAGCGCAAUUUUCCUGGGUCAACAGUUUUCACCCAAGACUUCAACUCUUUUCUCAGCGAUGUGCUAGAGGGCAAGAUGACCAAUUCAAAUGGGCAAGAACUGCCGCAGAAGGGAGAUGUGCAACUGCUCUGUGGAGGGCCCCCAUGUCAGGGCUUCAGUGGGCUCAAUCGUUUCCGGCAUACGGAGAGGUAUUUACUCAAGAACUCACUGGUGUCAUCAUACCUGAGUUGCUGUGACUACUACCGGCCACAGCUGUUUCUCUUGGAAAACGUAAAGGGCUUCCUCAAUGGCCACGAUGGUCGGAUGUUGCCGCUGACUCUGAAGUGCUUGUUGCGGAUGGGCUACCAGUGCACCUUUGCCUUGCUUCAAGCUGGCAACUAUGGUUUGCCCCAAAGCAGGCGCAGGGUCAUUAUUCUGGCAGCUGCGCCAGGCCAAGUCUUGCCCAGGUUUCCCGAGCCGAAGUCUUCAUUUAAGUCUCGUGAACAGUCAUCAAUCAUUCAAAAGCAAGAGUUUCACCCAGCGACAAAAUGGUCCAGGCAUGCGCCACUGCGGACAAUCACUUUGUAUGAUGCAGUCUCGGAUCUGGCUAGCUUGGAGCUGGGAACGCCUAUGACUGGCACUUGCAAACAUGUCACGCACUACCAGCAAAUGGUCAGAGGCAGCAAGGAGGGUCCCGUUCGAGACCUUGAAUUGCUGACUUUGUCGCCCCUCAUGCAAGCACGAGUGGACCACAUUCCGCUUUUUCCGGGUGCCAACUGGAGGGACCUGCCCAAUAUAAGAGUGCGACUCUCUGACGGCACUUACACCAGCAUCUUGACUCUCAAGACAUAUGACAAGGGCAUCCAGGGUGUGUGCCCAUGUGCGGCAGGAGGCAAGUGCGACCCACUGCCAGCUGCACAGAAGUGCACAUUGGUUCCUUGGACACUGGUGCACAGGGCUGGCAAGAGGGUUGCACAGGGCGCGCUGGAUAAAGCCUACGCACGACUUGGCUGGGACAGCUGCAUGGGGACUGUCACCACUCUUCCAAGCCCUUGCAAGUUUGCAGUGCUGCACCCAUCACAGAACAGGCUGCUGACUGUUCGAGAGCAUGCCCGUGUCCAGGGCUUCCCUGAUGACUUUGUGUUUGUGGGAUCUGUCUGUGACAAGUACAUGCAGGUCGGCAAUGCUGUGCCACCCCCUCUCGCAGCAGCUAUUGGUCAGGAGAUCAUCAAGUCACUGUCAUCCCUUUGAUUCCAAAAUAUUUUUUUGUCUGGUCAUAGCGUCGGGCCACAGACAUAUUAUUAUUGUGAACAUUCAUAUUUUUUUCUUGUUUGCAUUGAUCCUCUAUACAUUACAGUAAAACCUUGUUAAUUCGAAGUCAUCGGGACCACAAGAAAAACACAG